Megalobrama amblycephala (Wuchang bream) is the source of this 4682-nucleotide messenger RNA. RefSeq names its product Ras association domain family member 10a (gene rassf10a). The record is from RefSeq and is a predicted model, not a curated record. Gene Ontology annotation, biological process: signal transduction. NCBI's taxonomy places the organism in Eukaryota, Metazoa, Chordata, Actinopteri, Cypriniformes, Xenocyprididae. The transcript has a single exon. The coding region runs from base 171 to 1484 and encodes 437 amino acids.
GUGAGUGUGGGAGGUGCAUGAGCCCUCAGAAACACGCUGCUGUAGUUCAGGGACAAACACAACUCUCAGCUCACAGUGACGGGCGCGCGGGACGAGUCAUAUCUCUAGUUGAGAAAAGUUUUGACCCCGUCUAUGAAUGUGAAAGUGCAAGGACCUCGAUGUGAAUUAUCAUGGAACAAGAGGAGAGCAAAAUCUCGGUGUGGGUAUGCCGGGAGGAGAAGCUGGUGUCCGGACUGUCCAGACGCACCACCUGCGCGGACGUGGUGAAAGUGCUGCUGGAGGACCAGAACUUACAGCAGAAGGGCUCGAUGCUCAGCGGUACUCCACAGUCGUACUGUAUCGUGGAGAAAUGGAGGGGUUUCGAGCGGAUUCUGCCGAAUAAAACCAAAAUCCUUCGGCUGUGGGGCGCUUGGGGCGACGAGCAGGAAAACGUGCGCUUCGUCCUGGUCAGAAGCGAUGCGUCGCUGCCCAACAGCGGACCGAGGAGCGCCGAGGCUCGGGUCGUGCUCAGCAAAGAGAGCCCCAGCACUGCCAGAACCACCAUGCCAUUUUCACAGGAAAAACAGCGGAGGAUUGUGCGGAAGGCGUUCAGAAAGUUGGAUAAAAUUAAUAGGAAGAAAGAGGAGGCUUCCAAAGACAAAUCUGCGGAGAAAAUGGAAACGCUCGUUCAUCUCAUCAUUUCGCAGGAUCAUACUAUUCGACAGCAGGUACAGCGAAUAAAAGAGUUGGACAGUGAAAUCGAGAGGUAUGAAUCUAAAGUUCACUUUGACAGAAUGAAAGUACACGGCGUGAACUAUGUGCAAGACACGUAUAUGCUCGACCAGGGCUUGGACACCGAUUCCAGCGCGCAUCCGGACGCGUCCUUUGCGCAGUUUGAGGAAUACGCGUCACGCUGCGACCAAGUCAUUCAACUUCAGGAGGAACUAACCGAGAGGGAGGCUCUGAUGGAGAUACUUACCGGUGAAAUACAAGAAGAACUCAACCAAAGGUGGAUGAGACGGCGGCAGGAGGAGCUCUCCAACAAAGACGCGGAGAGCACUGGAGAAGAAACGGCUCUCAAGGUGACUUCGGUCCCUGAGGAGCCGGUCCCGGACCUCCUAACGGACAGUGAACUCCAAUUAGAGGAGGAGAGGAUCAAAACACAACUGGAUACGAGUUUAUACAUCGGGCUGCGCUUGAACACCGAUCUGGAGACGGUGAAGAGCGACUUAGAUAUGAGUCAGGAGCUUUUGGACGCGAAGGAACAGGAGCUGAGGGAAUUACUUGAAAAGGUUCACAGAUUAGACGAGCUGGAAGGAAAAGAGACUGAAGACAGCAAAGAUGAGGCUGAAACUGAACAAUUGCCUUCCGUAGACAAUGUUUGGGUCGAGCAGGCGAGGGGACUGUCAAAAACAUGCGCCAAUGAUGAUGAUUCAGACACCGGACUGAGUUCAAUGCACAGCCAAGACUCGGAUAACACACCUGUCUGUGAGUCACUUGUGUGACAGGGACGUACCGCUGUUAAUGCAAUUGAAAUCGUAACGCGAACUCAGGGAAAAUUUCGCCUCUUAUAGAUUUCAGUAAUAUUCUCUCUUUAUAAGAGAGGAAUGCAUGUAAAUUAUACCAGUGUAGUGUUAUGAUCGCCUCACUCUCUAAUUGCCUCACUUAUACACAUGGAGAAUAGCUUAUAAGGUGCAGCUAGAACUAAUUAACCAAUGCGUAGACUGAGAGAUGUCCACUGUGUGCUGACUAAUGUUAUAAUACCAACACUAUGUAUCUGUGUUAUGUAGCCUUAUGUUUAAAUGCUAGAAUUAAGAGUUUUGUGGUUUAGUUCAUGCAGCUUUGCUCUUCCUAAAUGUUGAAUAUAAGCAGUUACAUUAAAAUUUAGGUGUUUCCCUUCUUGGAAAAUAUUGAUGACUCAUCCUGCACUGUGAUUUUUGUCCAAUCAGAUGCUCUCUAGAAUGAGAACGACUAGCAAAUAAAACAGUUUUUUGGCUGUGAUGAUACUGAAAUCUGUUGACUAUUUAAAAAUAAAAGGGAUAAGCCUUUUGAUAUGCCCCGCCUACACUUCCUGUUUUAACAGGAAAUGUCAACACAGGAAAGAAAUCUGAGCUGUAGCAAAAUCCCUUUCAAGGAAAGUCUGUUCACUCGGCGGCCAUAUUUGCAACACCUCCAGGCAGCUAUUUCGGGCAGUCCUAUCUAUUUGAAUGGGGGAAUCCUGAAAUCUCAAAAACUUCUUGCCGAGCUCAAAGUUAAAUAACAUAUUUCAAAUCAGCAACAGAAAUCUGACAUGAACUAUCCCAUAAAUGUUGUUUCUUAUGCUCAAAUAUCGUUAAAAUGCUUAUUUUUGCAUGUGCAGUGCUAAGCGUGAGUCUCAGGUUUCUAUGGGAACCGGAGCUUCUAACACUGCAGUGACGCAAUGACUUUAUCAAUCAGCGAUUGGCUCUUUGUUUUAGAAGGCGGGACGUAUUCCGCCAUAUUGCGAGUUGUAGUUUCUCCCAUUCAUAACUAAUAGGAGUGAACCGUCUUUCUAUAUCUAUAGUCUUUGGCUGUAGUUCUGUCACAUCCACGAACCAUGAUUUGCUAGUCAGUUUGCAGGUGGUGUUAGGGGGCGGGGCAUCCUCCUUUUAGAGUACAUCUGAUUGGACAAAAAUCUGUGUAGUGCAGGAAGAGUCAUCGAUUUUUUUUUUUUUUUGGUCAUUUUUACCAGAAGAGUAACAUUGCAAAUAUGUAAUGUUUACAUUUGUGUGAAUUUUUCCAACGUUUAGCAUAUAGAACUUCAAAAUUAAGGCCGUUUACACUUGUGCAGUUUCGUUUCGCUACGGUUACGGCUGUUGUUUACACUACGCCGGCGUUUACGAACCUCAAAAAUGCUGCAGAUCCUGUUUUAGUUUGAAAACGCCAGGGUUGCGUUUCAUUAUAAACGGACCAAAACGUUUGAAAACGAUGCCGUGGCUGCCCACGUUCGCUCUGCGUAUCCUUGACGACUGUGUAAACAAUAACAUGAGACUGAACUGCAAUCUUUGCUAGCUUUGUUGUCAUUUUUAACAGCCACUGUACAGCUAAACUGCAUUUUUUUAAUACUGCAGCUAUCUACAUGCACAAGAGGCAACUGUUAACACUUGUACGUGCAUGCCCAGUGUGCAUGAACGGUCAUGUGACAUGCGUUUUCGGCCGUGUAGAUGGUUUCUGAAGCGCUGUGGAAACGCCAGUGUAGACGAGCCGUUUUAAAACAAAAAAACACUAGUGUAAACGGGGCCUCAAGCACAUCAACUAAAAACCACAAAACUCUAAUUUUUAUUUAAUGGAGUCUUUAACUGAAUUAUUUAUUGUACAACAUUUAGGCUGAUAAAAUAGCUGCAAUAAGCAAGUAUGUGGUAACCACUUCCACCUUCACCAGGUGACUAAUUACAAUGAUUCACAAGCAGAUUUUACAGAAGGAAUCAAUUUGCGUAACCAGAAAACUUUCUGAGCUGUGGGAACUAAAGUUGUGGGAAUCAAAAGGUGCGUGCGACGCGCUGCUGUUUAUUCAUACCUUUGAGGAGCUGAUGCGCGUGAACCCCUGUUUGUUUAAAGUGAAGAGAUAGACUAAAGCAAUUUCAGUGAGACUGCUCUAAUUAAACUAAACACACAGUCCUCUAAACAUACUGGAAUUUGCAGUUAAGUUAUUUCUGCUUAAUCUUUUUCUUUAUACGCAUUCAUUUUCUUGUCACAAGGGACCUUUCAGCAUCAAAAGUAUUUUAUGGUUGACUAAUUUCACACAGUGAAAAUGAUUUCUCCAUUGCAACUAAUAGCUAAAUUAUCAAGUGGAAUGCGCAAAUAUGUUGUUGUAGCAUUUGCUUUCAAAGUCAUUUAUGAAUUAGAAUUAAUGUCAAAAUCAAACUUUCUUGCUGCUGUAGUACAAAUGCAUUGUGAAGCAUAAAGUCAGAUACAGCCUACAUUAAAAACAUGCCACAAACUGUACAUCCUGCUCCGGCAUGACCUCAGCACAGUAACCAACACAAAGUUUCUUAAGUUUGGGCAGGGCAUCCAUCCAGCCCUCAAUGCAGCAGUGUCAUCGAGUUCAGGGAUUCUGUGGUGUUUAAGAGGAUUUAAGAGUUAAGCCUUAAAUGUGAUGUUUAAAAACAGAGGAAGAAAAGGGAAAGAACCGCCCUCCCACUUCAUUCUUAAUUACGUACAGUUUUGAAACAGAUGAAUUAUGGCAUUUUGAAAAGUGCUAGUAUGUCAGUACCCUCCAAAUUUGCAAAUCGUGUAAAAGAGUGUCCAUAUCAUCAUCAAAUUGAAGUACUAAAAUAGAGCCAUUUAUUUGUCAAAAAAUAAUUAGGCAUUUAAAUUCCCAUCAAAUGAAUUCAUAUAAAAGGGGAAAAUUCUGGGUCUGGUGUGUUCUGUGAUUAAAGUCGAAGAGGAGGAGGAGGGGACAGAUGAUAAAGCGCCAUUAAUCUGGAUUGGAUUUAACCAUUUUGAGUAAACAACAGCUCCGAUGGGUUUGGAAGAGAUUCAAGAACAGCUGGACGAGCAGAGAUGCAACAGCGUGCCAAUGUGGGCCGAAAAAUGACAUUCAACAAAACCUUCAGGAUUAUUCUCGGGAUUGCAAGAACUGCUGUAUUGUAAUAUGUAUUGUAAAAACGUAGAUCUAAUGUUUGCCAUUAUUUAUUGUCCUCUUUAUCGGUCUAAAAUAAAAGCAGGGGUUUUGUGACGAUCAA